CAGCGUGUCUUCGUUGAUAUAUCCCUCUGUGGAGCUGCUGCUGACCGCGCGCUGCUGCAGCAGCAGCAGCAGCAGCGGCAGCAGGCGCUGGGCGGUGUGCCUGGGCCUCUGCGGCCUCUGCUGCCUCUGCGGCCUCUGCUUCUGCCGCCCCGGCAGCACUUUGCUGCUGCAGGCAGCAGACUUUUAUUGGGGAGUUGUUGGUUUGCUGCUGAUAGGGUUUUUGGAGACAGUCUCCUUUGGCUGGGUCUAUGGUUUGGGGCGGCAGCAGCAGCAGGUGGGAGCAGCAGCAGCCCUCGGGCUGCUUGCUGCUUUUGUGGGGUCUUUGCUGCUGGCCUGCGUGCUGCUCUUCUUCGGCGGCAGCGCAGCAGCAGCAGCAGGAGGGCUUGCUGCUGCUGCAGCGCUCCUUGUCGGCGGCGCUGCUGCGUCGCUCUACCUUGCGGUCGCUUUCUCGAGGCGCAAGCAGCAGCAAAAGGCCCUCGCUGCUGCAGAAGCUGCUGCUGCUGCUGCUGCUGCUGCUGCCGCUGCUGCUUUCUACAGGGAGAAGCUUGCUGCUGUCCUCCGCGACGACUUCGCUCUCGCCGACGCUCCGGACGCAGCAGCAGCAGCAGCGGAGCCGCAGCAGCAACCAGCAGCAGCAGCAGCACCCGACACCGCUGCUGCUGCUGCUGCUGCUGCUGCUGCUGCUGACGGAACGCCCGCAAGCUGCGCAGCAGCAGCGGCGGGCAGCAGCAGCUCCUCUCCUGACCCCUCCCCCCAAGCCAUUGCCAUCCCCGCUGCUGAAGCAGCGGCUGCUGCUCCUGCUGCUGCUGCUGCUGCUGCAGUCCCCAGCACUUCCGCCUUCCUGUGCAGCCCGCGAAGCAGCCCGAACAGCCCCAGGAGCCCCGGCAGCCUCAGCAGCAGCAGCAGCAGCAGCAGCAGCAGCAGGAGAGUUUGCUGCAGACUGCACCGCACUGAAGGCGGACUGGCCCACUGCUGCUUCUGGCUUUUUGUGGGGAAUGUGGAGCACCUGCGUAGACACCUGAAUAUCAUAACUGCUGCUGCUCAAGGCCUUUUGCGGCUGCGGCCCUGCUGGUCUUUGCUGCUGAAGUAUUUGCUGCCUGCUGCAGUGUGUCUGCUGCUAUUCCAGAGUCUGCAGCAGGGGCUGCAGCCGCUGCCCAUCGACCCGCAGGAGGCAGCAGCAGCAGCAGCAGCAGCGAGGGAUCCAGCAGCAGCAGCUGCUGCUGCUGCUGCAGCCUCGGCCAACGCCUGGCACUACCAGGCGCCUGCUGCUGCUGUGCUGCUGCUGGUGCUGCUCAUAACUGCUGCUGGCAUCUUCUUCCCUUCAGCAUUUGCCCCCCUUCUCCCAGCAGACAUGAGCAGCAGCAGCAGCAGCAGAGCUGCUGCUCUCGGCAGAAGCAGGCUCAAGAGGCGCCGACACGCCAAAGCGGCGGCCUUGCUGCUGCAGCAGCAGCAGCAGCAGCUCUGGGAACUCAAUAAUCAGCUGCAGCUGAAGGAGUUACAAGGCAACAGCAACAACAGCAGCAACAGCAGCAGCAACAGCAGCAGCAACAGCAGCAGCAGCAACCACCAAGCACACUUCUGCGAUCUGCCCACGCAAGCCUCGGAGGUGCAGUGA
Messenger RNA from Eimeria tenella, 1615 nucleotides. RefSeq lists its product as uncharacterized. Lineage: Eukaryota; Apicomplexa; Conoidasida; Eucoccidiorida; Eimeriidae. The annotation marks the transcript as partial. The transcript has a single exon. The record is from RefSeq and is a predicted model, not a curated record.